This is a messenger RNA of Dreissena polymorpha, 5392 nucleotides long. Its product is annotated as kinesin-like protein KIF11. The transcript is spliced from 23 exons. Gene Ontology annotation, molecular function: microtubule binding; ATP binding; plus-end-directed microtubule motor activity. Lineage: Eukaryota; Metazoa; Mollusca; Bivalvia; Myida; Dreissenidae. Gene Ontology annotation, cellular component: spindle microtubule; nucleus. Gene Ontology annotation, biological process: mitotic spindle assembly; microtubule-based movement. The record is from RefSeq and is a predicted model, not a curated record. Bases 64 to 3336 code for a protein of 1090 amino acids.
CGAAGUUCGAAAAUCACUUCCGCUAUACAUUAUACAGUUGUUUACAUUUUGUUUUUGAUGUAAAUGAAAAUGCCGCCAUCAAAGGUGAAGGAAUCUAUUCAAGAAAAUCAACAUAUUCAAGUUGCCGUGAGGCUAAGGCCUAUAAACAGUGCAGAGAGAAAACAGGGUUCCUAUUCUGUUGUGGAAGCAAACUCUGAAAAAAAGGAGGUGAAUGUAAAGGAAAGAUUGGGCAUCAACCCAACAACGAAAACCUUUAACUAUGACCAUGUCUUCACCCAAGAUGUCAAACAGACGGAUGUCUACAAGAGCAUUGUCAGUCCCAUCAUUAAAGAGGUCCUUGAUGGCUACAACUGCACCAUUUUUGCGUAUGGACAGACUGGGACAGGCAAGACAUUUACAAUGGAGGGUGAGAGGUCACCAGAUCCCAACCUUACAUGGGAGAACGACCCACUGACCGGCAUCAUACCCCGCUCACUGGCAAACAUAUUUGAUCAACUCCAGUCACAGGAGGUGGAGUUCUCUGUGCGUGUCUCGUUCCUGGAGCUGUACAAUGAGGAGUUGUUUGACCUGCUGGGAUCCUCAGUGGACCCGCUACGGCUCAAGAUCUACGAGGACAGCACUAGAAAGGGCUCUGUGAUCAUCCAAGGUCUGGAAGAGAUCAUUGUGAAGAGCAAGGACGAGGUGUACGAGAUACUGGAGAGGGGCGCCUCUAGGAGACAGACUGCUGCCACCCUGCUCAAUGCUUUCUCCAGUCGCUCCCACUCUGUGUUCACAGUCACCAUACACACCAAGGAGAAUACCAUGGAGGGAGAAGAGCUCUUGAAAACUGGCAAAUUACACUUGGUUGAUUUGGCCGGUUCCGAGAACAUUGGUCGGUCUGGUGCGGUUGACAAGCGAGCGCGUGAGGCGGGCAACAUCAAUCAGAGUCUUCUAACCCUGGGAAGGGUGAUCACGGCCCUGGUGGAACACGCACCCCACAUACCUUACAGAGAGAGUAAGUUGACAAGGAUUCUCCAGGAUUCCCUUGGUGGGAGGACAAAGACCUCCAUCAUCGCUACUAUAUCUCCUGCCUCAGUCAAUCUCGAGGAGACAUUGAGCACAUUGGACUAUGCAUACAGAGCCAAGAACAUCACCAACAGACCAGAGGUGAAUCAGAAGCUUACCAAGAGGACGCUUAUCAAGGAGUAUACAGAGGAGAUUGACAAGCUUCGUCGAGACCUGCAGGCAGCCAGGGAGAAGAAUGGCUUCUUUAUAGCAGAGGAAAAUUACAAUGCCAUGCAGAUCAAACUGACUACUCAAGAUGAUGAAAUAGCUGAGCUGACUACCCGCAUAGAAGUGAUGACAGAGGAAUUGCACAAGAUCACAGAGCUGUUCUCAGACACCAAAGACAAACUGGAGGAGACCUCAGAGAAGCUGACGCACACGCAGGACAGGCUGGUGAGGACCAGGACGACCUUGAAGGACACCAAGGUCACGCUGAAGGUCACAGAGCUAGAGCUGGACGGUCACAGACACCUUGCGAAGGAGUUGACACAGUCGGAGGGAGACCUCUUUGAUACAGCUAGCUCAUUGCUGCAGACGGUGGACCGUGCCACGUCAGACGUGAGUGGCCUGCACGACAAGGUGGCCCGACUCAAGAGUGUGGAGGCCCACAACAAGGUCACCUUGACCCAGUAUGAGGAGACCUACACCAGUAGUGUGGUCAACAUGGAGACCUACUUGCGCCAGUAUGCAGAGGAGCAGGCACGGACAUACGCGCAACACACCGACCACAUUGCCAGUAAGAUCACGCGGAACAAGGACCACGUGGCACGUCUGACGGACCAGAUGAGAGAGCUGCAGUCUUGUCUGCGUGACCAUGUGUCGGCCGUCACGCAGAGUGCAGUCGACGGCUGUGAGCAGAACACAGCCUGGGUGGAAAGCGUCAGCAUCGGGGCACAACAGCUUCAGGAAGGGGAGAAUUCCCGCCACAAGGAUAUAGAGAGGGUACUGGCUGAUAAGCUGCAGGGUGCAAUGUCAGAGAUGGCAGCUAUUGGGGCGUCCCUGGGACAGAUCAUGCAGAGUUUGGAGAGCCAGAGGGAGGCUGAGGAGGUGCGACAGCGUGCGUGGGCUGAGAGGCUAACACAGAGCCUGUGCCAUCUGGUCUCCAGCGUGCAGGAGCACACCCGCCAACAGGGGCAGCUGAUCGGGGACCUGCAUGUCACCAUAGAAACACUAACUCAAGCGUACAACAGCAGGCAUAAGUGUAUACAAGAUAAGCUACAGGAGCUGGUGCAGAUGACCACAGACAACCAGGCAGUCGUCUCACAAAUCUCACAACAGUCGGUGAGUGUAACCAGUCACAUGAGAAACGAGAUGGAGGGUCACCUGGCUGGCAUGCAGCAGUUAAGGGACACGGUCGAGGCAGAGAACCAGACGGAGGUGGCUGAUAUAGUGCAGCUAAAGACAAACCACUGCGCAGCCACUAGUGGGCACAUACAGCAGGUCCAGACCACAUCGAAGAAUGCCCACGCCCUGUGCAGCGCAGUGCACUCGGAUGUCCAGGAGAGGGUUUCCAAGUCCAGGGCAGCCCUGGAGAAGUAUUCACAGGAAACAGCCACCACCUGCACCCAGCAGAUCACCACCUUCAACACACAGCUAAACACGCACCAUUCAAAGACAGAUGCCCUGGAGACGUCCAUGCAGCUGCAGUGUGACCGGCUUGUGGACACCCUUGACAAACAGGGGGCGGCCUUCGACGAGGAGGUGGACCGGGAGAAGACAACUGUGUCCAGCCUGCGCGACCGCACCCUGGGGUUCUCCAGCGACCUCCUGGCCAGGCUCGAGGAUAACAAGGAGCAGAUGAGGCGCUACAUCAGGCAGGAGAUAAGCGAGGAUAAGCCCACUGGACUGACGCCAGUGAGAAGUGACUACCCGCACAAGCGUAACAUCCGCCGUAUCAGCGACCAACAGAAACUGCUCGAGAGGUUCAGAGCAGAGAACCCUGUGAGUGAUAUACAGGAGGAACCAGACUCGGACACAGAGCUGGAGAAUAUGGACACAGCAAAGAAAUGCUCAAUCGUCAUUCAGGGCCCAGACAACGAACAACUGGAUGUGAGUGACAAGAGUGACACGGUCAGUGUUAAGUCUUCCACCUCCGGGUACUCCGAGAUCUCCGGUCUGUCGGCCGUCAGUGGAGUCAGCAAGAGGUCCAACCUCGAGUGCAAAGAGAACGAUCGUCAAGGCCGACCAAUCGGAAACAAAAAACAAAAGAAGAACUUCAUCAAUGUCACGCCACGCAAGACUCGCCUACCCCUGCGUCAGGCCAACGAACAGAAGAUUGAGGAAGAAAGCUAGAGGAUCCUCUGUGUGGGGAUUGUGUUCUUAUUUCAUAUUUUAAUUGUGUUCUUAACUAUAACAUCAGAUUUUUAUGCCCUCCCUUUAUGGGAUGCAUUAAGUAUUGCUAUUGUCCCUGUGUAUGCCGUAUGUAUGUCUGUAAGGCUCGACAUUUGUGUUUUCAAAUCUUCUACUCUUAAAGUAUUGGGUGGAUCUGCUUCAAUUUCAUAGUUGAUUGUGCUUAACAUGAUGAUGAUCGUAAAAAAAGAUUUGGGCUUCAUAAAUCUUGGAAGAAUUUUGGUUCUUUGUUUUUCCACUUUAAAAGAUAUAAUCCAAAAUGUGUGUAUUUUCAUCUCCUUAUAAAAUUAUGGAUUUCUCACUGUAAAUUUUCACUAUAAAUUGUGUACGUGAAGAUAAAGAUUGGAACUUUGUCUGUGAUGAGUUUUGGAAGAAUUAUGACCCUUUCUCUGCAUGUCAACAAGGCAAUAAUUUGUUCCUAAAAUGUUGUAUUUCCAUCUCUACUUUUACUUCUGGUUGAAUGUUUAUCAAACGUUCAAAGUUAAAUGACCAGAAUCUAUAUAUGAUUUUAGAGAAAGGAUUUGGGCCUGCUUGGGGUUUUGGCUGAAUUAUGGCCUUAUUUAUUGUCUUUUUCCACUAUAGAAUAUAAUACAGUCUCAACAUUUUGUGUUUAAACUCCUGAUGAUUUGCUUGGCAGAUUUCCCUACAAUUUUUGCACUGAAUAACCUUAAUAUGUAGAUGAUUGUAAAGAUAGGAAGUUAGGCUUCAAGACGUUUUAGCAGAACUAUGGCUUUUUGUCCAACAUAGAUUAUGCUGUGGAUUUGGGCAUUGGGGCAUUAGUCUUUGUGACACAUUCUUGUGUCUAAGAUAUUUGUAAGUUGAAGUUAAUGAAUCAGUUGGUCAGCCAUGAUUGGAAAACGUGGAUAACUUCAUACAUUGAAUGUUUGCAGAAAUAGGGUGAAAUUGCAGAAGAUUGAAGUUCAUUUCAUUUAAAAACCUAAUAUUUAUGUGACAAUACCUUUCUUCAUAAACAUGCUGUUGUAAGUUAUUAUGUCCCCCACCACUAUAGUGGGGGACAUAUUGUUUUUGCCCUGUCUGUUGGUUUGUUGGUUGGUUUGUUUUGGCAAACUUUAACAUUUGCCAUAACUAUUGCACUAUUGAAGAUAGCAACUUCAUAUUUGGCAUGCAUGUGUAUCUCAUGGAGCUGCACAUUUUGAGUGGUGAAAAGUUAAGAUCAUCCUUCAAGGUCAAAUAUAUGGGUCAAAAUUGCUCAUUUAAUGUACACUUGCAAUAUUGAAGAUAGCAACUUGAUAUUUGGCAUGCAUGUGUAUCUCAUGGAGCUGCACAUUUUGAGUGGUGAAAGGUCAAGGUCAUUCUUCAAGGUCAAAGGUCAAAUAUAUGGGGACAUAGUGUUUCACAAACACGUCGCUAGUUAUUGAUGUUUCAAUGUCUUAAUGGAAAAACAGGGCUGAUUUUUUUUACCGUACGUGUGUUUUUAUCAGUAAGUUUCUGUAUAUAUUUAUAUGAAUGUACACACAUAUUAUUUUUAUAAUUAAUAUACAUGUUUUUUGGCCGAGAGGGAGUAGUUUAUGUGUAAAUCAUUGCAAAAGCAUGUAUCAAACUCGAAUACUGUUUCAUAGUUAUUGUAUAUCUCUCUUUGACAAAUCAUACUGCAUAAACAAAAGUUUAACAAAUUGAUAAUGCGUAGUAGACAUUUCGCUGAAUACAUCUUUGGCAGUUUUGUUAUGCAUGGAUGUUGCUUAUGUUUGUAUGGAGUAUAUUGAAAUUGGCAAAUAUUAGCUCAUUGCUUACUUUAACAUGGACUCAUAUUUAUUCGCAGUAUAUUUAUAUGCCCAGAGUAAAUGUAAUUGAACAUGAUGAAUACUGUGUAUUUUUCACUAUAUGUUCUGUAUUUUAUGUUAGAUUAACAUGCAUAGUCUAUUGAAGUUUUCAUCUUCUCUCCUCUAUUACUAUUUGUAUGUCUGUGCUUUAAAGAAUCAGUGGUUGAAGAAAAAUAUUGUCUACCAAUUUCUUUCUCGAAAUAAAAUGUAACACAGUA